Messenger RNA from Paramecium sonneborni, 632 nucleotides. NCBI's taxonomy places the organism in Eukaryota, Ciliophora, Oligohymenophorea, Peniculida, Parameciidae. The record is from the annotation of a GenBank genome assembly.
AUGUCAAUUAUANGAUAAAAUAUAUGUUUUUAAUGUGGAAAUCAAUAUCAUUAAGGAUUAGAUUGUAUAUAAGCAAUGGAUGCAUAAUAUUUAUAAGCAAGAAAAGAUAAUCUAAUAUUUGAUUGUCCUAAUUGUAAAGCACCAAUCUAAAAAAAGGGUGGAUGUAAUCAUAUGACUUGUUAUAAAUGCAAAUAUUAAUUCUGCUGGUUAUGUAGAGGCAAAUAUUCAUCCUAUCACUAUGUUAUUUUCAAUAUUUUUGGAUGUGUCUGUAUUUAAUCAAUACAAUCAUAAUCAUAGUUCCUGGAGGACAAGGUUCCAAUAUGUAACCAUUUUCUAAUCCUAUGAUGCUUAGAGUUAUGAUGAUCAUACCAAAAAUAUUACUUACUAUUAUCCUUUUCUCUGUUUUAUUAGCAUUGUUGCCAUUCAUCCUUAUUUACUUCGUUAUUGUAGCACCUUAUGAACUUACUAGAAAAGUCUGCGGAUUUAGAUUUCAUAGAUACAGAUUAUGUCCUAAAAUUGCCUUUGGAAUACUUUACUUCUUCUUAGGAGUCUUAUUAUCUCCAUUGACAGUUGCUAUUGCCAUUUUAAUUAGUCCAUGCUUUUUGAUAUUUUAUUUGUUAGAAAAUAUUUGA